Messenger RNA from Teleopsis dalmanni, 2459 nucleotides. RefSeq lists its product as uncharacterized. The transcript is spliced from 7 exons. The record is from RefSeq and is a predicted model, not a curated record. Lineage: Eukaryota; Metazoa; Arthropoda; Insecta; Diptera; Diopsidae. The coding region runs from base 79 to 2355 and encodes 758 amino acids.
GAAAAUAAAUAAAAGUAUAAAUUACACCAAAUAUUUGCCAAUAAAAAGUAAUUCAAUAACUUACAGUGCAGUUAAGCGAUGGCAACAAAAAUUUUUAGUUACGAGAAGGAAUUGAAUCAAUGCCGAAAUGUUGAAAAACAAAAGUCCCAACCACAAAGUAUUACUGCAAAAAUCACGAAUGCAUACUUUGCGCAUACAAUGCAACUGGCGCCACGAGCACAGCUAACAUACAUUUUAGAUCACCUUCACUUUCCUGCUUUCCAUGUCAUCACAUCCGCCACCAACAUGUCCGAUGAAACAUAUAAAAUGCGGUCACCCUCCUAUGCCACCACUGAUGCAGUGGUUUUGGAAUUGAAACGUAAAACUCAAAUAAUUAAAAUGUUGCACGUUGGUAGCCACCACUUGGACUGUCGUAGUUUUUUCUAUCUCGCACUACUGGUGCUGAUCUACUGUUGUGUGCUGAUAAGUGCUUCAACAGCGGCACGAACCGUUAAUGGCUUAGAUGAAGCGCAAGGUAGUUCAUCUAAUGUAUUGCCAGGAAGAACUAUGAUAAGAACACAACUGAACGAUACCCACUCCUCGUCUUCUUCGACAAUACCUUCUUCUGCAGUGGCAGCUGCCGAUUUUCUUAAUACGUCUAAUAUUACCGAAUUAAGUGAACCUUUAAAUAGACAUCGUCUUAAACGCGAUGUUAUACAUGUGCCUGAUGAUGAUGAUGACUCAAAUUACCACGACGAUGAAUUCGAUGAAUAUGAUGCUUUAAUUAAUAACAAAAGUGCAAAAGGAAAAUAUAUCGGAGCUCCGUGCAAUAACAUGAAAUGUGAGCCAAGACUUUUGCAUGUCACCUGCGAUAAAGAAACAUUAAUUUGUGGCUGUGAAAAAAAUUAUCCCGUGCAACUUGGUUUAACCACAGGUUGUGCAAAACCGAAAAAACUAGGUGAACAAUGUUUCUACGAUAAAACAUGCAAGUACAAUGAUGAAAACUCACUCUGUGUUCAGGUGCGUCAUAAUGCACUUUGCGAAUGUGCCAGUGGUUUUCAUUCCGUCAGCUAUACAAAACCCACAAAAAGGGUAUUUUGUACACAAGAUUUAAAAGAACUGACCUCAGAUUUGCCCACUUUAUUGGGUGUUAGUACAGGGAUUGCAGUUUUAGCAGGUCUUAUCUGUAUGGUGCUACAUUUAUUCAGUAAAACCAAAUAUCCAAGACAUCGGAAUUUUGGUGAUGCAAAUUUGCCACCACCUAUAAUGUAUUCAAGUGAUACAGGUAUACCAUUAACAGUGCAAUCCGGUCGACCAUCAUCUCGUUCUAGUCUACGUUCUAGUGGUUCAAUUGGUUCGUAUGGUAAUCGACGUGCAUCUUCUGCUGGCGCUACAACAGCAGGUUCAAAAGGAAUAUUAGUAUCAACAUCACGAACAGGUGCGGCAAGAUCGGCCGCCAUAUUGCUUAUAUCAUGCCACAUUUCAGCACUGUCUAAACAAAAUUCUCAAGCUACAUCGCGACAAACCUCCGGCGCUGGCUGCAGUGCUAAUUCACGCGAUAAUCUCGAUGAAAAUGGUUCAGAUGCGGGGAGUCGUAGUUGCGAUAGCACUCUCUCAAUGACGCGUCAUCUACAAAAACAAUUGAACCAUCAGCGUCAUCUGCUUAGCCUUGAACUAUCACCUGCUAAAACAAAAAAUCAUGAUAGAAUUAGAGCAUUGUUGGGCAUUAAUGGAAUUGAUAAUUAUAGAACUGAUGACGAUGAUUUAAAUAAUUUAGAAAAUGGCAAUCAGCACCUACAAAUAGGUGCAGUGCCGACGCCAGCCAGCGUUACGCCUAAAUUUGCGUUAGGUUCACGAAGACCAAGUCUAGCAUCAGUGCAUAGCACUAGUUCGUCCGUGCGCAGUUAUAGUAUGAUGCGUUUCGAAAAGGAAGUGCAACAGAAAGAAAUACGUCAGGAGAUGAAAUUACGUUUAGCACGUCUACAGCAGCAACAACAAUUAACACAAAAUAGACCACAAAUUAUAAUCGGUGAUGGCUUGGGUAUGCAGCAUAGCACUUUAAAUAGGAUCAGUAUGCCAACGCCAAGUCCAUUAACGCCAAAUUCAACGGAUGAGCUUUUACCAUCUGUAGAUGAAACACAAGAGUAUAUAACGAUUACCGCAAAGUCUGAUUUAAAACCUUCUAUGUCAGAAACACCAACUGUUGCUGGGGCAACAUUAUCAGCAAUUAGACAAAUUGCAACAAACAAUAUUCCAGGCUCAACAACUGGCCCAAUUGCAACGAUCUUUCCAUCUGGAAAAACAAUAAAACAAACGCAAUUUGCAGAUAGCGCAGCUUAUAUUGGUCCUUGCAGUACUUCGACUGAGGCGCUUUAAAAGAACUUCUAAAAAUUAUAAUCGCUAAAAACGUAGCUGUCCAACUAAGAGUAGGAUAAUGUUUAAAAAUAAAAGAAGAAGAGUACGUGACGAUUUUUAAAAAU